GAAGACGGGGAAGGGCAGUAGCAAGACGUAUAGGAGCAGCCAGACAUCCCUGGAAACUUCAGGUCUGCCAAAGAAUUUCACAGAUUCCCCCUCCCCAAGAGCCUCUGCCAUGGAGGACCGGAGCGAGGAGGGGGGGGACCACUCAGAAAUGCCUUCUGCUCCUUCAACACCCCCCAGCAAGAGGAAGAGCAAGUUUGCUGGCUUUGGGAAAUUUUUUAAACCCUGGAAAUGGAGAAAGCGAAAAAGCAGUGAUUCCUUCCGAGAGACAUCAGAGGUUCUAGAGAGGAAAAUCUCUACAAGAAAGCCUCGUGAAGAGCUGAUAAAGAGAGGAUUACUCGUGGAGGUCCCUGAGGAAGAUGGUAGUAUACCAUCAGAAUCACCCCCACUGAGGAAUGGUCACAUGAGCGUAGAACCUGCUAACCCACCAGAGGACAGUGGAGGGUUAAAAAGAAAGACAAGACCAGACUCAACAGGCCCCCGUCCAAAAUCUGGAGAGACCACUGUGCAGCCCUGUGCUACCGCUGAAGUUGCCCCUUUGGAACCUCAUGCAACUGCAGAAGUGUCCCCUGUACAGCCGCAAGCUAGUGCAGAAGUGACCCCUGUCCAGCCCCUCCCUGUCUCUGAAGUGGCCCCAAUGCAGCCCCUCCCUGUCAAUGAAGUGGCCCCAAUGCAGCCCCUCCCUGUCAAUGAAGUGGCCCCAAAGCAGCCCCACCAUGUCUCUGAAGUGGCUUCUGUGGUUUCCCGUCCAACUUCUGAGGUUGCCCCAGUGCAGAAAGUAUCCAGAGAUUUCUCAAAGCAACCCCUUUUACCCCCAAAGAGACCACUAUCCAUCUCUACUUCAGUUACUCAGGAAUCUGCAGUUGCAGGACAAAAAUCUGAUUCUAGCAACAGACUGCAAAGCUCUGCCCCUGUGCCCACACCAAGGACCAUUCACCCUCCUGCAUCUUCUAAACAACCACCUGUCCCUCCUCCUAAACCUCAGAACCGUAACAGCAAUCCGUUAAUGGCUGAAUUGAGCUUGGCACUUGCUGGGAGCCCAUUAUCACCCGCUGGCUCUCGUCCUUCCCCACCUCUUCCUCCAAAGCGUGCAAUGCCCCCUUCGACAGAUGCUGUAACCAACAAAGAAAAUGCUCUUGGCCCUGCUUCUCUUCCUCCUACACCAGCAAAUGAAAUCAUCACACCGUCUCCUCCUUCCCCACCUGCCUCCUCUCACAUUCCUGUAUCAAAUCCCCCAGUCCCCCCUCUUACGCUUGCACCACCCUACACAGAGGUGGAGAAAGAGCAAUCUGCAUCUCCUAUACCCCUUCACAUUCGCAUUCAACAGGCACUGAACAGCCCCCAACCUCUGCCUUUGCUGGAUAGUAGUCAACGAGCACAGUCUCUGCUUUUUAUGCAGAAUGACAUGGGGCCUUCUGAAGAAGGAACACGAGUGAGGUCUCUUCCUGUCACUAUCGAGCUACUCAAAGUACCUGAUGAUGAAGAUGAUGAAAGCCUAGAAGAUGAAAGCUUGUCUCCUGAAUCUUCUGAAAGUCAUACAUCAAAGGUUUACAUUGGGGAUGUGCCUUCAGUGACAGUAAUACCAAGUUAUUUACCAACAUGUGUGCAGGAGGAGGAAGAAGGGGGAGUCAGUGACACUGAUUCAGAGGGACCAGUCCUCUACAGAGACGAUGAGGAGGAGGAGGAGGAAGAGGAAACAAGUGCUUUAGCCAAUAAGGUGAAGAGGAAAGACACACUAGCAAUGAAGCUAAGUGGACGGAUGGCUUCCGAAGAUUCUAAUUCUGAGUUUCCUCAGAGAAGCCGGGAAGAAUGGAACCAGAUCCGGCAGGACAUCGGCACGCAGCUGAACAGAAGAUUGAGUCAGAGACCUACUGCUGAGGAACUGGAGCAGAGGAACAUCCUACAAAAAAAUGAAGCCGACCGUCUGGCGGAGAAAAAGGAGAUUAAGAGACGCCUAACGCGCAAGCUUAGCCAAAGGCCAACAGUUGCAGAGCUGGUGGAAAGAAAGAUACUUCGGUUUAAUGAGUAUGUGGAGGCGACUGAUGCUCAUGACUAUGAUAGAAGAGCAGACAAACCGUGGACAAGGCUAACCCCUGCCGAUAAGGCUGCAAUCCGUAAGGAACUGAAUGAGUUCAAGAGCACAGAGAUGGCUGUUCAUGCGGAGAGCAAGCAUUUCACACGGUUCCAUCGACCUUAGUCUGCUGCAUUGGGAGGGGAGCAGAGGAGUAUUAGAGCAAAAAGCACUUACAUACUCCUCAAGCUGUGCCAACACCAAGCCUGCCCUCCUACUGACUUACCUCAUUUCUGCAUUCUGAAUCUUACAUGCCUGGGGGAGUAUCUUGAUUAGAACUGCAGGAGACGCCAUUACUUGUUGCCUUUAUUCCCUCUGUGUACAUUGGACUGUAAAGUUGUAAAACUGGAAGAAUCAUUCCCUUUUACUUGUGGGCAUCAGUUAACCAUUUUUCCAUGUAAUAUGGAUAUCACAUUCCUCCUCUUGUUGUCUGUGGUUUCCCAUGGUGCCUUAUUGUUGAUAUUCUGAGGGUUAGGGCUGGUCCUCCCUCCUUUCUUUUUAAGUCUCACUACAUUUUGAAAUGUCACAGGGACCCAGAAGGCACUUCUUCCAUGUGACAGGCUUUCCAUUGCCUCCAUUUCUAGGGCUUCCCAUUUUUUAGGAUUGUCUCAGGGAAAAAAAGGCUUGCAAACAUGUAUUUUAAAUCAUGCUGAGUUGGUUAAUUCUACAGUUGGCUGCUUACAGAACACGUACCCAAGCCCAUCAGAUUGUCUUGUAAAUAUCUAGCUUUGGGUAGGUCUAGCGACCCAAAUAUUACAAAAUUAACUGAUAAUGAUUUAAUCUAAGAAUAGGGCUUCCACUAUUGACGCAUUGUACUACAGAUUCAUCUGUGUUUGUACACUGUGUAGCAUACUCCAUAUAUGCCAGAAUUAGGCCAUCAAUGGUGGGAGGCAUUCAUGCAGUUGGUUCCUAAUAAGUUAAACCUUUAUAUGUUUCUUGCAUAUAAUGGAGGCAAUGAAGGUAAAACACUAAGCCUUAAUCAUAACUUUAAUGUGCUUUAUUAACCUGUUCACUGAGAUGGAAUGAAUGAGAUAUUAUUCAUCUAUAUAAAUGCAGGUCUCCUCCUGACAUCAUCAAGUGACUCACGCAACUGGAAAAUUCUGCCCAAAUUUGUACAUUUGAACCGAGUCUGUAUAUGUGUGACUAGAUCUGAAUUUUAAUCCAUAAAAUAAAAAAUGAUUAUUUUAGUGAUAA
Molecule: messenger RNA, 3262 nt
Organism: Xenopus laevis (African clawed frog)
Lineage: Eukaryota; Metazoa; Chordata; Amphibia; Anura; Pipidae
Gene: phactr4.S
Product: phosphatase and actin regulator 4 S homeolog
Biological process (GO): actin cytoskeleton organization; neural crest cell migration
Cellular component (GO): cytoplasm; lamellipodium
Molecular function (GO): actin binding
Source: RefSeq, marked provisional